AUGGCUACAGCUCAUCAAACGUGCAAUGUAAAAUGCGAAAGUUACACAAAUUCUAUCGUUCCUCGUAUCUAUAACCAUUUGAUACAAGGUUCGUACGGCGAUUGUGUUCUUUCUGCUGAAGGUAAAUUUAUUCGCUGUCAUAAAAUAAUUUUGUCAAUCUCGUCAGAAUAUUUCGAAAAAGUAUUCAGUGCAAGUUUGAAGGAAAGACCAACAAUUAUUGUUCUUGGAGUGAAGUUUAUCGAUCUUUGUCUCCUUCUGGAUUUUGCUUAUCUUGGCCAAGCACAAGUUCCUAAUGAUCGACUUGAUGAUUUUUUAAAGGCAGGCGAAAUGCUUCAGAUUCGUGGCAUUAAAGAAGGCAGAAUUCAUUUUAUAACCAAUCAGGUACAUGCGGUACAACCAACUGAUUCUAAUCGUUCAUUUGAUCCAACGAUUUCAAGCACUGAAGACAAUUUCAUAGAUCAACAACAACAACAAUCAGUUCCAAACAGAGCAAAAGAAGAGGACGAUGCAGGACUCAAUGAUGUAUCAGAAAUAAUGAAAAUGUUGCUUGAAAACAAUCCUGACUUAGACGUGUCUUCAGUUUUGCCAGAGCAAACAAAGUUAAUUCCAUUAAGCGAUGCUCAAAAUACAACUCCGAACAUAACUCCAGUUUCUAAUUCCAUGACAAUUGAAUUAAUCGAUCCAAUGCAAAUUGUAAAGCUUCCAACAAAGCCAAGUGCGGAGAAGAAAAGAAGCAUUACAAUCAAUAAGAAGAUUAAGUUGAGCUGUAAGUUUUGUGGACGCGUCUUGUCUACACAGGGCCGGAUCAUGAAACAUGAAAAUGAAUGUAACGAUAAUCCUAACCGUGCAACUGUUAACUGCGAACUAUGCCAUCUGGAAUUGAAGCCGAGUUCAUUGACACAUCAUAAGAAUGUCAAACAUGGAAUUAAGAAAAGUAAUGGAAGUGUUGCCAGUGACGAUGGAGGUACAUUGAGUCCUGAUCCCCAGUCAUUCAAUGCUCCUUCAAACCAUAAUUUAAAUUCCAACGAUUGUCCAAUUAAGAAUCUUUUAUUGAUGCAAAAUCCUGUUGAAAGUCUUCCAUUACAUAAAUCUCCGAAAAAAGUUAAAUUUAACAUAAAUUCGUUAAACGAUUUAUCUAUAAAAACAUCGAAAUUGGAACAACAAACUAAUUCAGAAACUUCUGAAGGUUUGGAAACGAAAUCUAAUUUCUUAAAAGAUGAAAUAGAAGCAAUUGAAAUUGAUCCUCUUGAGUAAAGUUGAACAAACAGCGACGAAUAAUGAGAACUUUUCAUCUUCAUUCUCAACACAAUUGAAAAAAUAAUUAAUUAAAAAAUUAAAUGAAAUAAGUGCUUAAAAAGUAAAGACAAUGAAUAGAGAAUUACCUUAACGAAUUAAAACUGUGAUCAAACGCAAAAGUUCAUGAAUUAAAUUUAUAAAUUAAUUUUGAAAACUCUUUAAUAAACAUUCCUUAAUAUUCUCAUAUAGAAUUUAAUAUUUUUGAAAUGUUCAUAAUCAAUUAGAAAUCUUUGAUUGUCUUAUUUUUUAUACAUACUACUUGAAUGAUUGACAAUGUCACGCAUAUUGUUGACCAUUAAAUCAAAGAGAAGUCGUACAAAUGAAAUAUUUAAAUACUUGGACUGAGUUUUCCAUCGG
Molecule: messenger RNA, 1653 nt
Organism: Clunio marinus
Lineage: Eukaryota; Metazoa; Arthropoda; Insecta; Diptera; Chironomidae
Source: the annotation of a GenBank genome assembly